AAUUAUGGCUUUAUUGGAAUUUACCUAUUAAGUUUAAAUGGUGAAUUAAAAACAAAAUUUAAUAAAUUUGAAAUUAAUGAUAAUUUAUUAUCUUCAAACACACUUUUCAAUUAUCCCAGUUUUAUAAAAUAUUUGAAUAUGUGGAAGUUCAUUCAUUCUAUUAAAAGAUGGUCUGAAGAUGUUUUUAGAAAAUCCAAAUAUAAGUAUCCUUUGGAAGAUUUAGGUUCAGAAUCUGAUUUUGGAAGAUUAAUUCAAACAUCACUAUUAAAAAUAUUUAUUGAAAAUGAAAUAAAUAUACAUACUCUUGAAAUUGAGAUAAAAACUCAUAGUAUGAUCUUACAUGAUUAUGCAGAUAUUAUUAAGUUAAUUUUACAAAAUAUAAAUUUUAUUCGCAAUAUUAAAAAUUUAAAACUUUCUAUUUUAAGUUUUUAUGAUAAUACGCAAAUUAACAAAUAUAUAUUGCAAAUAAUUAAUUCACAUCAAAAUCUUAAAAAAAUUAUUACAAUCAUUGUUCAAAUACUUUAA
Molecule: messenger RNA, 525 nt
Organism: Rhizophagus irregularis DAOM 181602=DAOM 197198
Lineage: Eukaryota; Fungi; Glomeromycota; Glomeromycetes; Glomerales; Glomeraceae
Source: RefSeq, a predicted model, not a curated record